AUGGAGGAAACCUACCUGCUGAACGUGGAGGGGGUCAAGAAGAAGAUCCUGCAUGGAGGUCGAGGGGAGCUGCCAAAGUUGCAGGAUGGGAGCAAGUUCACCUUCCACUUCCAGACGCUGAAGGACAACUUUGAGCGGACGGUGAUCGACGACAGCCGGGAAGCUGGAACACCCAUGGAGAUCAUCGUGGGCAAGAUGUUCAAGCUGGAGAUAUGGGAGACGCUGCUCAGCUCCAUGAGAAUCGGGGAGGUGGCAGAGUUCUGGUGCGACAUCAUUCACACAGGCAUGUAUGCCCUGGUCUCCAGGGGCAUGCGGAGGAUCGCGGAGGGACGGGACCCCUUGGAAGGGCAGAAGCACCGCUGCGGCAUGGGCAACAUGUUUGACUACCACAGCACGGGCUACGCCGACCUGGACGAGCUGCAGCGGACGCCGCAGCCCCUCAUCUUCGUCAUGGAGCUGUUCCGGGUGGAGGAGCCCUCAGCGUACAAGCGCGACACGUGGGCCAUGAACAGUGAGGAGAAGCUGGCGGCGGUGCCGGUGCUGCACAGCGAGGGCAACCGCCUCGUCCUCCGCAGGGAGUUCGCGCAGGCGGCCGCCAAGUACCAGGAGGCCGUGAUCUGCCUGAGGAACCUCCAGGCCAAGGAGAAGCCAUGGGAGGAGGACUGGCUGAAGCUGGAGAGCCUGGUCACACCGCUGGUGCUCAACUACUGCCAGUGCCAGCUGGAGCUCGGAGAGUACUACGAGGUGCUGGAGCACACGACGGAGCUCCUCCAGAAGCACAACGACAAUGCCAAGGCCUAUUUCAAGCGGGCAAAGGCCCACGCUGCAGUCUGGAACGAGCGGGAGGCGCGGGAGGACUUCAUGCGCGUGGCUCACCUUGACCCCUCCAUGGCGGCCGCCGUGAAGAAGGAGCUGAAGCAGCUGGGGGAGAGGAUGAGGAAGAAGCACGUGGAGGAUCGGAAGCGCUACCAGGGGCUCUUCCAGUCCCCCCAGGAGGCACAGUGA
Molecule: messenger RNA, 1005 nt
Organism: Empidonax traillii (willow flycatcher)
Lineage: Eukaryota; Metazoa; Chordata; Aves; Passeriformes; Tyrannidae
Product: aryl-hydrocarbon-interacting protein-like 1
Exons: 7
Coding region: 1-1005 (334 amino acids)
Molecular function (GO): protein binding; peptidyl-prolyl cis-trans isomerase activity
Source: RefSeq, a predicted model, not a curated record